AAGUUUUUAGACAUAAAGUAAAUGGUCAUACGAAGCAAAGAAAACGAGAAGACUAUAUAGAAUGGACUGAGUAUUUCAUGGCAAUGGCAUUCCUCGCAGCUAAAAGGAGCAAGGAUCCAAGUUACCAAGUUGGAGCUUGUGUUGUAAAUAAGGAAAAAAAAAUUGUUGGCAUUGGAUAUAAUGGUAUGCCAAAUGGAUGUCAUGAUGACGACUUUCCAUGGGCUAAGAAUACGGAGUCACCUUUGGACAGUAAAUUUUUAUAUGUUUGCCAUGCAGAAAUGAAUGCAAUAUUAAACAAAAACUCAGCAGAUGUUAAAGACUGCACGAUCUACGUAGGGCUAUUUCCUUGUAACGAAUGUGCCAAAAUCAUAAUACAAUCUGGCAUAGCUGAAGUUGUCUAUAUGUCGGAUAAGAAUGCUCAUAAGGAUAUGUACAUUGCUUCAAAAAGAAUGUUUGAUGCAACAGGAAUCAAAUAUUGGCAAUACAAACCAAAGCACAACCAAAUUGUAAUUAACUUUGACGUAAAUUGGGACGUAAUAAGUCCAUCUAAAUAGAUAGUAAAUAAAUAGUUUAUAUAUUAAUCCUUCAAGUAUACAUCAAGUAUCAAUGAUAUUAUACUUGUAAUAUGCUCACUGUCAUGUAUACAUUGUAUACAAUGCUUAGGCAAAAUUUUUUAACUGUAUUUUUUUAGUAAAACGGCUAUUUCAACCAAAUUUAUAAGUACAAUGUUAUAAUUUUAAGUAA
Hyposmocoma kahamanoa is the source of this 744-nucleotide messenger RNA. Its product is annotated as deoxycytidylate deaminase-like. The record is from RefSeq and is a predicted model, not a curated record. Gene Ontology annotation, biological process: dTMP biosynthetic process; dUMP biosynthetic process. Lineage: Eukaryota; Metazoa; Arthropoda; Insecta; Lepidoptera; Cosmopterigidae. Bases 78 to 554 code for a protein of 158 amino acids. The transcript is spliced from 5 exons. Gene Ontology annotation, cellular component: cytoplasm. Gene Ontology annotation, molecular function: zinc ion binding; dCMP deaminase activity.